Molecule: messenger RNA, 687 nt
Organism: Alternaria incomplexa
Lineage: Eukaryota; Fungi; Ascomycota; Dothideomycetes; Pleosporales; Pleosporaceae
Exons: 2
Coding region: 1-687 (228 amino acids)
Biological process (GO): transmembrane transport
Cellular component (GO): membrane
Molecular function (GO): transmembrane transporter activity
Source: RefSeq, a predicted model, not a curated record
AUGCCUGACGACAUGUGCGACAAACUCCUGCUACCCCUCAUCCCUCCCAAUCGCGAGAACAUGAAGAAGAGUGCAUCCAGCCAACAGUCAGCGGACGAGUCCAUCCAAGAAUUACACGACCAACAUCAUGAUGAGAUUGACGAUGGAGAAAGAGAUAGGAUUGAAGAAGAGUGGCGCAACAGUAUUCGCCUAAAGGUCGACCUUCGACUUUGCAGCAUUGCUGGUAUCUUGUGCUCGCUCAAUCUACUCGACAGCGGCGUCAUCUCUAGCGCAUCUGUCACCUCCAUGCUCAGCGAUCUAGAACUAAAUGUCGGCAACCGAUACUCUGUUUCCAUAUUUAUCUUCACGAUCGCGAGCAUUGCCUUCCAGCUACCAUCGACAAUCGCUGUGCGCACCUUCGGACCGCGUAUCUGGUUUGCCUUCAUCACGUUCUGCUUCGGCAUCAUCACACUGUGCACAGCUUUCGUGCAGACAUGGCGACAGAUGAUUGCACUACGCAUUCUGCUUGGAAUAGCUAUGUCGGGAAUUUAUCCCGGCUUGACGUAUCUCAUCUCAACAUGGUAUACACGGAAAGAGCAACAGCUUCGCUUUGCUCUGAUGCAGAGUGGCGAAGUCAUUGUCUUGGCAACCGGUGGCAUCGUUAAUUUCGGACUCAACCAGCUUGACGGCACAUAUCUCAAGGGUUAG